GGACUGAGCGCUACUCCCGACCUGCAUCUUCAAUGCUGGAACAAAAGUUUGGUGCGACAAAUAGUUAUUUAGUCUGUAGGACAGCGGUUACCUUUAUCAUUUUAUGUGAUUUUAAAUAAUUCAAAUGAAAGGUCAUCGUCAUGGGGAUACUCUCACGAACAGCAGUGUGUUAAAAAAAAAAAAAAAGUUGGCAGCCGACAGAAGGCAGAUGUCACGUGAUACAGUCCUACAGACACCUGUGGGUUUGUUACAUAACACUGAGAGCAUCCAUGCGAAACAAUGAUCGCCCUUACAGACAGAGCGUCCUACUCAUGUAUUACUACGCUUGGGAGUGAACUUGAUCUCCUGGUGGUCGUGACUACAAAUGUAAAUGUGCGCCAUGAUCGAACUGAUCCAACAAAGCAGCCGGCCAUCGAGCCGCCCAUCCACUCAUUGCCACCUACCAACAGACUAUGUAAGCAAGUAAACAAAAGUUGACGGACACCUUCCUGGCUUGUGAAGGCAGUGCACUGGCCUGUCCUUGUGAAUCAGUGUAGUGUGAUGUUCUCACACUUCCGCGUGCAUUGUUGCUGCGUGUGUUUGUCGGCCCCGCGCGCGCGCCUCCAUCAUGCGUCAGUCCUGCGGCUGCUGCAGCGCGUGGUGAGCGAGGUUAGCAGUCAUCUCAACGACCGGCAGUUCAAGUCUCGCCUGUUCUUCUGCAGGGUGCAGGCGGUCUUCUGAGCUCGUCAAAGAAAAAUUCGACGAUCAGCGACAUUUUGCUGGAAACAGUGUGAUUCUAAAUCGCCGCCAUGGAGUCGGAGAAGCAGUUGCUGUACAGAAAAGAGAAGGAGGACUCAGUCUACCGGCUUCCUUGCUGGAUUCUGGGCUGGUUCUACACCUCAGUAACCCUCUGUAUCUGGGAUGCCACCUUCAUCAUGUGUAGACCCCAUUCCUUGCCAGGAGGCAGUCUGUCUUUCAUCUGGAAGCCAUACAAGUACUACAUCACUGUGGACCAGAGAUACGCCGAUGUGAACGACCCCUUUGUCUUCGGAAUAAGUCUGUUUAAUUGCUUGGAGGUUAUUCUCAACAUCGUCACCAUCAUUCUUCACUACAGGUCCAGUCGGCACACCAUCCCGCUGGCCUUCACGGUUUCUGUCAUGACCUUCUGGAAAACACUUUUCUAUCUUUACGCCUUCUCUGACUGCGGCGGGGGAGCUCCGUACCGCGUGGGGAACUCCGCCCUCCAGGAGUUCUUCAUCUUCGUCGUGCCCAACGGCAUCUGGAUUCUCGUUCCCUUUGCCGUCAUGAUGGCGCUGUGGCCAAGAAUGGUGCCCGAGGUUUCCGAUGCAAGUCAGGGGAACGGCACCCAAGUCAGGAGCUCCAGGGUCAGCAAGAAGCAGGCUUGAGUCGCUGUCGCAGCCAACGGAUCAAUUUAUAUAUAUAUACAUGCAUUUUUAAAAUGUUACCUUGUUUUGUCAUGCUCUCCUCCCUGCAUUUUUAUACUGAAUCCUAUUCUACAUAUCAUAAUUUUUUUUUAAAUUGCAUUUAAUUCUUGCUUUCCUUUCAUCGUAAUACUUUUCUUUUAAUUUUACCGGUUUCCUCAUUCAGAUGGAAAGGUAAUCGACUCUACCUUGUUCACAGUAGACGUCAACAUUCUACACUAAAUCAAAAGCCUGAUUUCAACCAUGUCUGCCCUCAUAUGUGCCUUUUGUGUUCUGAUUAUAUCCCUUAAAGUAAACCCAAUUUCAACAUAAUGUAUAUUUUUGUGACAGCUUUCGUGGCCUAAGAUAAUAAUAAGUAGAAACGGUAUUUUAUUUAAAUUUGUAGAGGAAAACUGAAUAAUCAUCUAGAUUUAUGGAAAAUUGUGUGUCUCAUCGUAAAGAGGGUAGGCGUUUUUGUGUUUUUUAUAUAUAACUGAACAAAUGAGAAUCUUGACUUUGGUUUUUCUUUGUUGCCGCCUUUUUUACAUACACUGUGCAUGUUUUUUUCACAUUUUCAUUUUGCUUUUGACCUGGUUUAGUUCUACUUCUACUUGUAUCUGACGGAGACUAUGUGGCCUUUAUCGGAGGGUUUGAAUUAAGUAAUUCAAAAAGUCCUCUGAAAUGGAAAGAACUUGUAACGUGAAUAUAAGAAGUAUGCAAUGGAUGUGGAUCGUGUGUAACACUUGUGAUGAAAUACUGAUCUUUACAAUGAGCCUUACUGCAGAAGAACAAUUAAAGAGAAACGAUUAAAGGUGAAAAAUUACA
Messenger RNA from Pomacea canaliculata, 2225 nucleotides. RefSeq lists its product as uncharacterized. The record is from RefSeq and is a predicted model, not a curated record. The transcript is spliced from 5 exons. NCBI's taxonomy places the organism in Eukaryota, Metazoa, Mollusca, Gastropoda, Architaenioglossa, Ampullariidae. Bases 789 to 1385 code for a protein of 198 amino acids.